This is a messenger RNA of Bufo bufo (common toad), 3818 nucleotides long. It is a transcript of the gene SYNRG, whose product is annotated as synergin gamma. Gene Ontology annotation, cellular component: clathrin coat of trans-Golgi network vesicle. Lineage: Eukaryota; Metazoa; Chordata; Amphibia; Anura; Bufonidae. The record is from RefSeq and is a predicted model, not a curated record. Gene Ontology annotation, molecular function: protein binding.
GUGACUAGUCCUUUGUUGCCGGAAGUGGUGUCGGUGUCUAUUUACAGCACGCAAGGAUGGCAAUGAGACCGGGAGCUGGGGGCACAGGCAGUGGCAGCUUUGUGUUUCCCUUGGCUUCUGGAAUUGGAUCAUCUCAAGGUUUGAUGCCUGUUCAACAGCAAGCUGCUCCAUUUCCUAUGGUACCUGUAAUGCAACCAAAUGUGCAAAAUAUCAUGGCCAUUGGAUACAGCCCUCAGAUUCCCCAAAGAGCCAUGGCUAUGCAGGGUCGAUUACCAUUGGGUCCAAUGCAGCCUACUGCAAUGACAUUUGUAGGACAGGCUGGAUUUUUAGGAAUGGGUCCUCCAGGUCCAGCUUACACUCCAGACAUGCAGAAGCAAUUUGUAGAAGAACAACAAAAAAGAUUUGAACACCAGCAAAAAAUGUUAGAAGAAGAAAGAAAACGACGACAGUUUGAAGAACAAAAGCAAAAGUUGAGAUUGCUAAGCAGUGUAAAACCCAAAACCACCGAAAAAUGCAGAGAUGAUGCAAUGGAAGCCAUUAAGGGAAAUUUGGAUGGAUUUUCCAGAGAUGCAAAAAUGCACCCGCCAUCUGUAUUGCAUUCCUUAAAACCAGUGAAUGUUGCUGUGUUUCCAAAACCAGAUGCCAUUGAGGCAAUGUUGCCUUCUUGGAUUUACAAUGACAGUCUUGUACCAGAUCUUUACAAGAAUAUUUUAGAAUCAACACUUUCUACAUCAGGGAUCGAUACAGUCAAGUUGUAUCCAAUUCUCCUGUCAUCUGGGCUUCCUCGGGAAACUUUAGGGCAGAUUUGGGCAAUGGCAAAUAAGACAACUCCUGGAAAACUAACAAAAGAAGAACUGUAUAUUGUCCUUGCUAUGAUUGGAAUUGCACAGCAGAGGGGAGACUGUGCCUUGAACGUGGAUAUGCUGAAUCAGUUUACACGUGCACCUAUACCAAAUUUAAGUAGCUUUCCACCAACUUUUCCAAGCACCAUGAAUCCACUGCACGUAGCACCAUCAAGGCCUUCUGUGGCUAAACCUGUUGAAAUUAGCCAGCCAACACUGAAAAGUACAUCAAGUGCUUUGGGCGAUAUUGCAAAGCAGGCUUUCAUGCCAUCCUCGUUCGCUCAACCGCUAUUUAAAGCAGAUGAUGAUGAUUUCCAAGAUUUUCAAGAUGCUUCUAAAUCUGGAUCGAUAGACGAUUCUUUCUCUGAUUUCCAGAGUAAUAAUGUGAAAUCCACCUCUUCUUUUAGCAGUGCACCCACUCCACUAAUUGCAGUGUCUGGAACUACAUCAAGCACCCCUGCUGUGACUGAUAAAUAUGCAGUAUUCAAAACCCUCAACGUGCAAAGCAAUACAGAAACUACCAGUAACUUUACAGGAGAUGGUUUUACAGACUUCAAGUCUGGUGUCGAUGAUGGUUUCACAGAUUUUAAGACUGCAGAUAGCAUCUCACCGCUAGAUACUCCAUUAAAAGAAACCCAAUCAUCACUUACAUUUGCCACUCAGCAGAAAUCGCCAACUCAAGUAAAACCAUCCUCUGAUCUUGAUUCAUUCGCCUCUUUGGUAAUAAGUAAAAGCUUUCCCAAGACAUUUCAUUUAUCCAAACCUGUACCAUUGCCUGUCCCCCCACUUUCAUUAUCAUCUCCAUCACCAUUGUUACCAUCAUCAUUUGUCACUGCACCUAAAAGUUCCUCUCUACUUGAUGACUUUGGAGACUUUACGCUCUUUGGGCCAUCCAGCAACACUACUGCUGGUGGUGAGAAUGACUUUGCUGAUUUUCUGACAAGUAAUACCAGUUCUGUUGAGCAAAACCGUGAUGACAAAUAUGAUGUCUUUAAGUUUGAAGCCAGCAUGGCUGACCCAGUAAUAUCUGCUGCUGUUCCCCAAAACCUUCAACCCACGUCAUCAGGUUCAUUUAAUAAAUACGAAUUAUUUGAUAAACUUUCCCUGGAAAGUACUUCAAACGACAUUUGAUGAGUCAAAGGAUUCAGCUAUGUUACAAAAAAUAAUGACUUUACUUUCCAGUAUGACAAGUUCACCACUUGCGACCACCCUGAAAAGUCCUUUGUGGAUAAGUUUGUGGCUCUUAAACAAGCCAAAGAGGACUCUGUGUCUAUUAAGUCACUGGAUCUUCCUUCUAUUGGUGGCAGCAGCUUUGGAAAAGAUGAUUCUGAAGAUGCACUUUCCAUCCAGUUUGACAUGAAGCUAUCAGAUAUGGGCGGGGAAUUGAAGCAUGUUAUGUCUGAUAGUUCUCUGGAUUUGCCAACGGUUAGUGGUCAGCAUCCACCCGCGGCAGAUGAUUUUAAAGACUCAAGUGACAACAAUUGCUCCCUACUAAGCAGUUUGACAAUUUCUGACUGGUCAGAGGACAACGUACACGCAACCAAAAAACAGCCUGACUUUUUUUUCAGCCCUGAUCACAGUGCAGGCUCUUCCACAUCUUUGUUUGCAAAAAAGGAAACCUCCUUUGGAAGUAGUGAAAAUCUCACUAUGACAACCAUAUCAAAGGUAACUACUUUUUCUGGUGACAUCCAAGCUUCAGAAGAUGGUGCAAGCUCGAAGGGGUGUACUGCAAAGGUAAACAAUGACAUUUUGAGUGGUCUCAGUAUUUCUUCAGUUGCACUGGCACCUAGUACCGACACCAUUACCACCUCAGGCCCUACUGUUGCUUUAGAGCUCCGAAAUAAUGAUGAUUUUGGGGAAUUCCAAAGUGAAAAACCCAAAAUAAGUAAAUUUGACUUUCUCUUGGCCACAUCUCAAGGAAAAGUGAAAUCAAGUGAAGAAAUGAUUAAGACAGAGCUUGAAACAUUGGAUCUUUGUGCUCAAGGAUCUCAUAAGAGGAGCCAUAGUCUUGGAGACAAAGAAAUAAAUCGAAUUCCACCUGUCGUGGAGCAACCUUUCAGAGACCGCUCUCAUACUGUUACUGAGAAACCUACUUUACCUGUAAUCCGAGACAAGUACAAAGAUCUUACAGGAGAAGUGGAGGAGAGUGAAAGAUAUGCUUAUGAAUGGCAACGUUGCUUAGAAAGUGCCUUACAAGUCGUUAAGAAAGCCAAUGAUGCUCUCAAUGGAAUAAGCAGUUCCUCUGUUUGUACUGAAGUUAUCCAAUCUGCUCAUGGAAUGGAAUAUCUGUUAGGUGUGAUUGAGGUGUACAGGGUAACCAAGCGAGUCGAAUUGGGUAUAAAAUCUACUGCAGUGUGCAGUGAAAAACUGCAGUUCUUGUUAAAAGAUAUUGACAAGCUCUGGAACAACCUGAUUGGAUUCAUGUCUCUAGCCUCCCUCAUGCCAGAUGAAAGUGCAUUGGAUUUUGCCUCUUGUUUGCUACGACCAGGAAUAAAAAAUGCUCAAGAAUUAGCAUGCGGUGUAUGUUUGCUAAAUGUUGACUCUCGAAGCAAGGCAUUUAAUUCCGAAACCGAUCAUUUUAAACUUUCAUAUGGAGGCCACCAGUAUCAUGCAAGUUGUGCAAAUUUCUGGAUUAACUGUGUUGAACCUAAACCUCCUGGUCUUUUAUUGCCAGAUUUAUUGUAAUUUAUAGUGACUGUUUUAAGGCUACCUUGCAGUUAUGACUUCAGACCAUCUUGUGAGAUCUCUAGAAAGUAAGCAAUUCUACAUUUAUCUACAGAAAAUGAAUUAAAAAUUCUGCAACAUAAAGAGGCCUCAUAAUCCUCACUGCAAGUUUCAUCACAAUACAUUCCUUUUAUUUCUGAAUUAUACUUGCGUUGUAAAUGUCAUUUUAUUUAUUUAAAACCAUGCACUACUAUUUGACUACUGCCCUGUAGUAAAGUUGUGUUACAUGAAGUAAACUUGGAGAAAUUUGGA